Messenger RNA from Pisolithus orientalis, 1389 nucleotides. RefSeq lists its product as uncharacterized. The coding region runs from base 1 to 1389 and encodes 462 amino acids. The record is from RefSeq and is a predicted model, not a curated record. The transcript is spliced from 9 exons. NCBI's taxonomy places the organism in Eukaryota, Fungi, Basidiomycota, Agaricomycetes, Boletales, Pisolithaceae.
AUGUCUGCUGAGCAGCAUGAGCCGUCCUUUACUUGCAAGUGUCUACCGCCUAAGCUGGGUGCUUCCUCUAGGAAUCUCGUAGUGUGCAUCGACGGCACAUGUAAUCGCUUCGGAGUCAAGAACACAAAUAUCGUCGAACUUUACAGUCAACUUGAGAAGUCGGACGAACAGCUCACUUAUUACAGCAAGGGGAUUGGCGUCGCGCCAGAAAUACCCGGUCAUUAUGAUCUCACGCGCCAAAUAUCAGAUGUCAUGGACAUAGCCGUUGCUCGUUACCUAGGUUUCUCUCGGGGGGCAUAUCAGGUGCGGGCCUUGGCUGGCAUGAUCGAGAGGGUUGGCCUUGUACAUCCCGGCAAUAGCGAGCUGGUAUCUUCUGCUUACGCCGUGUACUCCAAAUCAGACGCUGGUUUCAACGAGUUUCAAACUCGUUUCGAAGAGCCAGCCAACAAUUCAGAGCAACAGCUAUUGGCUGAGAGCUUCAAAUCGACAUUCUGCAGGGCAGAUGUCCGGGUUCAUUUCGGACACGGUUUCAUCCGUUGGUACUUUUCGAAGCAAGCCGCUACCCUUGACGGUUACCUCUUGCUGAUCACGUCUGCCACUUCCGACAUGCCCUCGCGUUGGAUGAAAGGCGUGUCAAGUUUCCUACCAGAUGGCGGCGGCAACAGACGUAAUCCGAGACUACAAUCAGGGGAUAUCCCAUUGUUAUGGAUGCGUAGCGAAGCCAGCGCAGCUGGACUCCUUUUCAAACCGUCAAAUCUCAUGUGGAAAAUUGAUGACCUAGACAAAUCCAUAACGCCACCUCUUAACUUAUUAUGGUGGGGGUUGGAGUUGCUGCCCUUCCGACGCCUGUGUUACAAUAACACCAACCAGACUACUUUCAGGCCGCACAUGGGUGGUUCUCGUCGAAUACUGCCAGGACAGAAAGUGCAUAUAUCAGCUUUGUUCAAGGCUAAUUACAAACCAUACGCGAGAUUCCAUCGUAACUUUGAGUCAUGGCCGCCAGCUCUGUUCUGGAAUGACCCCAAAUGCCACAAUUACCUCUCCUCUUUGUCUUCCACAUGGGAAACCGACAUAUUCGACAGCCGGUCGGUGCAGAGUCUUCUUGAUGCUCAACAACCGCUGAGGGCCAAUUUGGACGCCCUCGAAAGGUUGUCGUUCAUGGCUAGCUUUGAUAAUGGUCGAAAGGCCAUUGCACACGCUUCGAACGCCCAGCAAACAUUGGCGUCGUUACUAGAUCAUCAAAACGACUGGAUACGGAUUUGCGCUGCCAUGACGUACUCCGAAGUCGGCUGGGAAUGGCCACUACAAUUCGAUAAUGCCGCAGCCGAACUAAAGGGUCUUGAACGUCUCGCAGCAGACGUUGAAAGCCUCUUGCACGACAAGGACUAA